AUGACAGUUAAUCUUUACAGGAGACGUUCCUCUGGAUUAGACCUAGUAUCACAGGUCACUUCCAUCAUAAUGCUGUGUAUACUAUUGCCAUAUUCCUAUGCUGGUUCUUACAGAAAUAUGUCUAACCUUCACAAGGAUUUACGAUCAAACUACAACCGAGAUAUACGCCCACUGAGCAAUCAGAGUAGUUCAAUAGCGAUCAACAUAAUGUACACGCUCACAUCUUUGAACGAAUUUGACGCCGUAAAUGGAAGGAUGGUGACCACAGGGUCUCUGUACGUCACCUGGAUGGAUGAGAUGAUUACGUGGCUUCCAUCAGACUACGAUGACAUUAAGACGAUAAAGAUGCGUGAAACGUUUGUAUGGGCACCAACAUUUGUAGUUGCCAACGGCGCCGAUGAUAUUUAUAUCAAGGGAACGAAAUCUGAAGAUUCUACCGUUCUCUAUGACAACACGGGAAAGGCUUCGCUUAUUUUGAGUGGUCUCAUAUCUACAACAUGUGACCCGGAUAUUACGUAUUACCCUUAUGACGUACAUCAAUGUAACCUACAGUUCACAACAAAGGAACCAAUGAAUGAAGUCAGUCUAAAUUUUGAUGCAGUAUUUAUAUUGCCCGGUGCUGACAGUAAUUUGUUUUGGAAACUCGAAUAUUCGGAAAUGCGAGCAUACAACGUUCAAAACACAAACACUUUCAUCGAGGUAACCUUUGCAUUAGAGCGACGACCGACGUUUUCAUUGUACAAUAUACUUGUUCCUGUUUGUCUAUUGAAUUUCGUCAACCUCUUAGCAUUUGUACUGCCGGCAGACUCUGGGGAGAGGGUGUCAUUUGCCACUACGAUACUACUAACAAUAUCCGUGUACAUGACUAUCAUGUCGAAUAGUAUCCCAAACACCAGUGACCCGGUGUCCAUCCUCACGAUUUCUCUGAUGAUCAAACUCAUCAACAGCAGUCUUAUAGUUUUGACAGUGAUCGGGACGUUAAAUAUAUACCGCCUCAGUGACGUCACGCCAAUUCCUAGUUGGCUGUCGCGCAUGUUAUGUUUACAUAAAAACUCGAUCCGUAAGAUCAAAAUUAGGGGCUCAAGGAUUGGUCAGAAGCUUGAAAUGUCAGAUCUUAAAACAGAGCAUUGCAGAACAAAUUGUGAUAUUGAAGUUAAAGGAGCAACAACAAUGGAGCAAAAGAAGAUGCCAGAUUCUUCCAUCACGUGGUCAAAGGUUGGGAGAUCGUUGGAUUACAUGUUGCUAUUGGUGUUUAGUUUAGUGAUAAGUAUAGAAACCAUCUUCCAUAUGGUUCGAAUAAUAUGUCGAAGAGGUUGA
Molecule: messenger RNA, 1317 nt
Organism: Ylistrum balloti
Lineage: Eukaryota; Metazoa; Mollusca; Bivalvia; Pectinida; Pectinidae
Product: neuronal acetylcholine receptor subunit alpha-6-like
Exons: 1
Coding region: 1-1317 (438 amino acids)
Biological process (GO): monoatomic ion transmembrane transport; regulation of membrane potential; signal transduction
Cellular component (GO): membrane; synapse; neuron projection
Molecular function (GO): extracellular ligand-gated monoatomic ion channel activity; transmembrane signaling receptor activity; neurotransmitter receptor activity
Source: RefSeq, a predicted model, not a curated record